AUGAUACAGGCGAAAAUUUUACCACCUCUAGAUACACGUAAAUUUCAAGCCUUACUUAGUCAAUGUGGUGUUACAUCGAAUGCUUGUCAAACAUUUACCAGUAUAACUACACCUCCUGAUUUCUAUGAGAACAGUGCUAUUCAAAGACAGUCAAUAAUUGAUGAAUAUGACUGUCAGCUGAAACGACUACGAGGUUUUUCAGGACCAAUGCCAUCGAAUACAGCUGUUGAAUUACGAAAGGAAUGGAUUCAAUAUAACAUGCCGAAUGCUAUUGACUGUAAGCCUUUUUCACGUCUGCACUUAAUUGAUGCUGAAAGAGGAUAUGGACGUCAAGGAAGAUAUCUCUCUCGUCUAUUCAGAACACAAUGGUAUGAAUAUUGGAAGUUUUUAGAUGAUUUUAUUGAUUUAAACACUGAGAAUGCUUGUCUGCUUUAG
This is a messenger RNA of Trichobilharzia regenti, 435 nucleotides long. NCBI's taxonomy places the organism in Eukaryota, Metazoa, Platyhelminthes, Trematoda, Strigeidida, Schistosomatidae. The record is from the annotation of a GenBank genome assembly.